CCCUGAUCCUCAUCGUUAUCACAGAUCCCUUUCUGCUCAAUCUGGGUUCAGGCCCUGUGUAUCUAAAGACAUGGAGUUUGUGUCUGGAUACCGAGAUGAGUUCCUCGAUUUCGCUGCUCUUCUCUUUGGCUGGUUCCGAAAGUUUGUAGCAGAGAGAGGGACCAUGGGGACCAGCCUUGAGGGCCGAUGGCGUCAACUGGAGUCUCAGAUAAGGAGGCUGCCUCAGGACCCUGCCCUUUGGGUGCUCCACGUCUUACCAAACCGCAGUGUGGGCAUCAGCCUGGGGCAAGGUGCAGAGCCUGGUCCUGGGCCAGGCCUAGGGGCUUCUCGGCUCCUGGGAGAUGAGCCUCCGCUUCACCUGCGAGACCUGAGUCCUUAUGUCAGUUUUGUCAGCCUAGAGGAUGGGGAGGAAGGGGAGGAGGAGGAAGAUGAGGAGCAUGGAGAGGAGAGACCAGGCACAGAAAAGGCAGAACCACAGGAGGGCGGGGAGCCAGCCCCUCCAAGCAAGGAAUUCCCCCAAGAAGCAAAGCCUGCUCCCGAGUCAGGGGUGACCCAUCAGGAGGCAAGUUGUGAUGAAGGCUGCAGAGAGGAGCGACCAGAAGAUGACAGGGUGUCUGAAAAGAGGAGAGGACGGAAGAAUGAGGCUGCCCCCCUGCACCUCUCCUGCCUUUUGUUGGUGACAGAUGAGCAUGGCACCAUCUUGGGCAUUGAUCUGCUAAUGGAUGGAGCCCAGGGAAGUGUAGGCCAGAGCCCAAGGACUGAGAAUCUGGCUCCUCGGGCCUAUGCUCUCCUUUGUCAUAGCAUGGCCUGCCCCAUGGGCUCUGGAGACCCCCGCAAGCCCCGACAGCUUACUGUAGGAGAUGCCCAUCUGCAUCGAGAGCUGGAGAGCCUGGUCCCAAGGCUGGGUGUGAAGUUAGCAAAAACCCCAAUGCGAACAUGGGGUCCUCGGCCAGGGUUUACUUUUGCCUCCCUUCGGGCUCGAACUUGCCAUGUUUGUCACAAGCACAGCUUUGAAGUGAAGUUGACACCCUGCCCCCAGUGCAGUGCAGUCUUGUACUGUGGAGAGGCUUGUCUCCAGGCUGAUUGGCGGCGAUGCCCAGAUGACGUGAGCCACCGAUUUUGGUGCCCAAGGCUUGCAGCUUUCAUGGAGCGGGCAGGAGAACUGGCAAGUUUGCCUUUCACCUAUACUGCAGAGGUUACCAGUGAAACCUUUAACAAGGAAGCUUUCCUGGCCUCUCGAGGCCUCACUCGUGGCUAUUGGACCCAGCUCAGCAUGCUGAUUCCAGGGCCGGGUGUCCCCACGAACCCCUGGGGCAGCACACCAUCCCUCAGCUGCCUUCUCAAUGGUGAUCCUUACCAGCUUCUGCAGGGAGAUGGGCCUGCCUUGAUGCCUCCAGUGCCCCUAGACCCACCCAGGAGCCUCUUUGGUUCAUGGCAGGAUUACUACACGUGGCGGGGCCUUAGCCUGGACUCCCCCAUGGCUGUGCUUCUCACCUACCCACUGACCGUGUACUAUGUCAUCACCCACCUGGUACCCCAGUCCUUCCCUGAGCUCAACAUCCAGAAUAAACAGUCCCUGAAGAUCCACGUGGUGGAGGCUGGCAAGGAAUUCGAUCUUGUCAUGGUGUUUUGGGAGCUCUUGGUCCUUCUCCCCCAUGUGGCCCUGGAGCUACAGUUUGUGGGUGACAGCCUGCCACCUGAGAGUGACCAGCAGCAUUUUACUUUGCAGAGGGAUGGCCCUGAGGCGUCUGUGCGUCCUGGUUCUGGAGUAUCAGCACGGCUCAGCUCUGGGACUAAGGAGAAGGGAGGUCGAAGGGAUCUGCAAAUCAGGGUGUCUACCAGGCCCUAUCACCUGCUCCAGGGACCCAAGCCUGACCUGGUUAUUGGAUUUAACUCUGGCUUUGGUCUCAAGGACACAUGGCUGAGUUCUCUACCCCGCUUACAGUCUCUCCGAGUGCCAGCUUUCUUCACUGAGAGCAGCGAGUACGGCUGUGUGAUGGACGAUCAGACCAUGGCAGUGGCCACAGGAGGGGGCACCAGCUCGCCACAGCCCAACCCCUUCCGCUCCCCAUUCCGCCUUAGAGCAGCUGACAACUGCAUGCCGUGGUACUGCAACGCCUUCAUCUUCCAUUUGGUUUACAAGCCUCCCCAAGGCGGCACCGUCCGAUCGGCUCCCGGCCCUGCUCCUCGACCCCCAACUCCGGCUGCUCCUCCUGUCCCGGCUCGAAGGCGCCGAGGAGAAAAGAAAGCUGCACGCGGGUCCCGCCGGCGCAGAUGAGAGCGGAGUUGGCAGCCGUCCAUUCCCAAGCAUGCUUUCUAAAGGAAAACAUUCCAAGGCCCUGGGAGGACUGAUUGUCGGGACACGAAAGGUUAAAUAAAAUUUCUUGUUUGAAACCUC
Molecule: messenger RNA, 2398 nt
Organism: Arvicanthis niloticus (Nile rat)
Lineage: Eukaryota; Metazoa; Chordata; Mammalia; Rodentia; Muridae
Gene: Zmynd15
Product: zinc finger MYND-type containing 15
Biological process (GO): negative regulation of DNA-templated transcription
Molecular function (GO): histone deacetylase binding
Source: RefSeq, a predicted model, not a curated record